GUCAAACUAAGAAAUUUGACCCAAAAACAUUCGACAAGAUGAGGCCCGGCAAAGAAGCUAAGAGGAGGAACAGAAACGCUACCUCACCAACGAGAACCCGACCCGAUAGCCCAUCCGGAUCAACCCAUCGUCGCCGGCUCUCUCCUACGCCGGCGGCAGGCUCUGUUAUCGACCGCGAGUUGGUUACAGAAGAGCUGUCUUUGUUCGAGAACCUCCAAAUUUCAUCCGAAUUUGAAGCUCCGAACCCGAGGAGCUUCCCAUACAGUGUGAAGCAACAGUGCUGGGAUAAAGCCGAUAAGGUCAAGGGCCGUGACCCGGACCGCUGGCGUCGAGACGCCUUGGGCAACAUCGUUUUCAGGAAGCUGGUAGGCUGCCCCGGCUGUCUCUGCCAUGACUAUGACCAUAUCAUUCCUUACUCUAAGGGAGGAAAAAGCACAUUGGAAAAUUGUCAGGUUUUACAGGCUAGAGUGAAUCGGUCUAAGGGAAACCGAACAGAAGUAUCUAAAGCCGAACUAAUUCAAAAAAGCUCUUACUGCCGAGUUUCAGGUCGGGACAUGGACCUUCUCGAAUUGACAUCAUAUGGCAAUGUCAAACGCGGGCAAGAUUCCGGGGGAUGUAACAUUCAAUGAUUCACUAUUUAACCAACAAAUUUAUAAUGCAAAUUCUAUCUUGUACUCAUUGUUGUCAUGAUGGUGUGAUUGAGAGAGGAUUUGAGUGUCUGUUAUCUUCCUCAAUUUGUCGAAUUCACCUUAUUAUGGGAAUUGGCUUCCACAUUUUCAUGCUGAUUUAACUCCUUAAUCUGCUGAGAGUAACUUAUGGGAAUUGACUUCC
Ipomoea nil (Japanese morning glory) is the source of this 831-nucleotide messenger RNA. RefSeq lists its product as uncharacterized. The record is from RefSeq and is a predicted model, not a curated record. The transcript is spliced from 4 exons. The coding region runs from base 39 to 629 and encodes 196 amino acids. Gene Ontology annotation, molecular function: zinc ion binding; nucleic acid binding; endonuclease activity. NCBI's taxonomy places the organism in Eukaryota, Viridiplantae, Streptophyta, Magnoliopsida, Solanales, Convolvulaceae.